AUGCAGAUCUUUGUGAAAACUCUCACUGGCAAGACCAUAACCCUUGAGGUCGAAAGCUCGGACACCAUAGAUAACGUCAAGGCUAAGAUCCAAGACAAAGAAGGUAUUCCUCCCGACCAGCAGCGUCUCAUCUUUGCUGGUAAGCAGCUUGAGGAUGGCCGAACCCUUGCCGACUACAACAUUCAGAAGGAGUCCACUCUCCACCUCGUCCUCCGUCUACGUGGUGGGAUGCAGAUUUUCGUCAAAACCCUAACGGGCAAGACCAUCACUCUUGAAGUCGAGGCCUCGGACACAAUUGACAAUGUCAAGGCCAAGAUCCAAGACAAGGAAGGCAUCCCACCCGACCAGCAAAGGUUGAUUUUCGCUGGUAAGCAGCUCGAAGAUGGAAGGACUCUUGCUGACUACAAUAUUCAAAAAGAGUCGACCCUCCACCUUGUCCUCCGUUUACGUGGUGGCAUGCAGAUCUUCGUCAAAACCCUAACUGGCAAGACCAUCACCCUUGAAGUCGAGAGCUCGGACACAAUCGAUAAUGUCAAGGCCAAGAUUCAAGACAAGGAAGGAAUCCCGCCCGACCAGCAAAGAUUGAUCUUCGCUGGGAAACAGCUGGAAGAUGGGAGGACUCUAGCAGAUUAUAAUAUCCAGAAAGAAUCGACCCUCCAUCUUGUCCUGCGGCUUCGUGGUGGGAUGCAGAUUUUUGUGAAGACUUUGACUGGGAAGACAAUUACACUGGAGGUGGAGAGCUCGGACACGAUUGAUAACGUCAAGGCCAAGAUCCAAGACAAGGAAGGCAUACCGCCCGACCAGCAAAGGUUGAUCUUUGCAGGGAAACAGCUUGAAGAUGGGAGGACUCUAGCUGAUUAUAAUAUUCAGAAAGAAUCGACCCUCCAUCUUGUCCUGCGACUUCGUGGUGGGAUGCAGAUUUUUGUGAAGACUUUGACCGGGAAGACGAUUACACUUGAGGUGGAGAGCUCGGACACAAUUGAUAAUGUCAAGGCCAAGAUUCAGGACAAGGAAGGAAUCCCACCCGACCAGCAGCGGUUGAUCUUUGCAGGGAAACAGCUGGAGGAUGGGAGGACCCUUGCGGAUUAUAAUAUUCAGAAGGAAUCGACUCUUCACCUCGUGCUUAGGCUGCGUGGGGGUGCUUGCUUUUAG
Striga hermonthica is the source of this 1152-nucleotide messenger RNA. NCBI's taxonomy places the organism in Eukaryota, Viridiplantae, Streptophyta, Magnoliopsida, Lamiales, Orobanchaceae. The record is from the annotation of a GenBank genome assembly.